Messenger RNA from Exophiala xenobiotica, 1967 nucleotides. RefSeq lists its product as uncharacterized. Bases 153 to 1700 code for a protein of 515 amino acids. NCBI's taxonomy places the organism in Eukaryota, Fungi, Ascomycota, Eurotiomycetes, Chaetothyriales, Herpotrichiellaceae. The transcript has a single exon. The record is from RefSeq and is a predicted model, not a curated record.
UCACCUCCGCAUUGAAGUGCUAUAUUAGAUCUUUACUGACAAUCUUGUACCAUUAGAAUUGUACGACAUUUGCGAACGUAAACUCCCCCAGCUGGUGUCACUGACAACAGACACGCACCUCAAUCGUCCUCGAACAUGGUCCCUGCGGUCUGAUGAACAGGCCAAAUGCCAGUUACUCGAAAACGUUUCUGACGCGGAAGAACUAUCGGGGGCCGACUCUGUUGCGGACCGUACUUGGAAGGAAUACUGCACUUGCUUUCGCUUCUGACUCCGGAAUCAACGCAGACGAGGAAAGCGCGGUCAUGCAGACCCAACCCGCCGAGGACGACCUGGUGGCAAUCUAUGGUCCUCCCGCGAGCAGCGAUGACGAAGACACCAAUGCCGACCUCGAGACAAAAGCAGAUGUCCCUCUGAACACGACGAAGAGCCCGACUCGCAGCCCACCGAAACGCCCGGCCACCACGGCAGCAUCCUCAAGAAGCAAGCGGAGGAAACUCAAGGACCAAGACUCCCUUGACACGAUCGAUGUACCCAACCCGCCUGACAUGCAAGACGCAUGGCUAGGUUCCCAGAGCUCUCAAAAGGGUUCUCAAAAGAGAAAGCUCAAACAAACAUAUGCUGGUCGCAAAUGCUUUGAGAAACCCGAGGCCAUAGACACGCUGGGGAUGAAGCCCAGCCUGAAGCAAGAAUUCAUUUCAUACGAAGAAAUUGAAAGGCCUGGGAAUGGUCUUAAAAUCAGAGGAGACUAUGUUGGCGUUGCUCCAUUACCCGAAAAACACUCAACCAGAGCCGCAUCUCGACGAAAUAAAGCACUGGAUAUCGCAGACCUUCCACAAGCUCUGCGAACACGGAAAGAGACAGACUUCCGAGUUCCCGAACUACCUGAUAUUACCUCUUCGGCUGCAACUUCAGCUACAGAUAUUCUUUCCGUAUUUGAAGAUGCACUCCCAUCAAACAGCAAGCGACAAAGAUCAGGAUCGACGUCUUCUCUAUCAUCUGUUGACUCGAUGUUCAUCCUGGAAAACGAAGCUGACCUCAUCGAGCAAAUUGAGCCGGUCGAAGAUCGUGUUCGUUGUCCAGUAUGCCAGAAAGUUGUCCACGAUUCGAUCUCGUUAUAUAUUCCGGACAAUCUGCGCUCGUUGUCGUUCAAGCAACAACAAAACUUCUGCUCUCAGCACCAGGUGGCCGAUGCCAAGGAGCUAUGGGAGCGGCGUCGCUACCCGAAUGUCGACUGGGCAGAACUCGAAAAGUCUCGAAUACCUGGCCACUUGCCUUCAUUGAAGAAGCUCAUCAACCGGCAAAUAUCGAGUGUUUAUCUCGACGAACUCGACAAGAAAGUCAAGACUGCGAAAGGCAAUCAGAAAACGAUACGCCAAUAUCUGAGAGAAGGAGUCGUGGAGGUAGCUAAGCCAGGCUAUUACGGCCCGAAAGGCACGAGAAUUAUGGUCACGGCUAUCACAGAGGCACUGACAGAGACGCUUAAAAAAGCUCUACAAUCCGACGCGGUCCUUCGAGCUGCGGGUGUUGGCGGAUAUGUUAGUGCUGUGUUGGUUCCGACGUUGACGCUCAGGCUGGUGAUGGAGGAUAUGUCACUUGCUCAUGAUGUGGACCAAGGGAGAAGGGUCCUGGAAGAGAGUACGAACAUUGGUGUUUUGCUGAAUCCCGACGAUGAUCAUCUUGAACGGGAGGAUGAUGACUAGGAAACGGAUUUUGUGUUUGCAACGGGGUGGUGUUUUCCUACUACUUCGGUGAAAUCUUUCAAUCAGAUGCUAGUUAGCAUGCAUGCGUAUGAGAGCGAAAAGUGUCGACAUCUUUAUUGAUAUCAUGUUUGGGGCUCUGAAAAUGGACUUGGGUGGAGUACAGCUGACAGACUGUGGACAGUGUUACCUAGUAGGUGCUUGCUAGUAAUAUACCUACCUAGGUAGGUCUUCUAAGCCUCACCAGCCUUAUUCAAGGUUGCUUUCGUU